GCGCCCAGCCUAAGUAUGCCUCAGCCCGACGAAAAAGGAAAGACUCCCCACAUCAUCCUGAAGAACCUUAUGGCCGGCGGCGUCGCUGGAAUGUGCUCGAAAACAGCAGUGGCACCGUUAGAUAGGAUAAAAAUUUUAUUACAAGCGCAGCACAAGCAUUAUAGACAUCUAGGCGUUUUCUCAGGACUAAAGCACAUCAUACAAAGUGAAGGUUUCUGUGCUCUGUACAAAGGCAAUUUUGUUCAAAUGAUCAGGGUGGUUCCGUAUGCGGCAGGGCAAUUUACAGCGUAUGAAAUGUACAAAAAGCAUUUAGGAGGAUCGUUCGGGCAACAUUCACAUAUAGAUCGGUUUCUGGCUGGAGCUGCCGGAGGUGUUACAGCAGCUACGAUCACGUAUCCACUGGAUAUGAUUAGAGCGAGACUAGCCUUUCUUAGCAACGGUGACACAAUUUACACUGGGAUAUCCGACGUAGCUAUUAAGAUUUUUCGACAGGAAGGUGGUUUUCGCGCGUUAUAUAGAGGAUACCUGCCGAAUGUGAUAGCGAUGGUACCGUACGCCGGAUUGUCCUUCUACACGUACGAGAAACUGAAAUAUCUGUGCAUGAAACGCGCGUCGAAUUACUUUUGCUCCAAGAGAGAAGCGAAUACCGGCGGCCUCGUAUUGAAUGUAUUCGCGAAACUCCUAUGCGGAGGCGUCGCCGGUGCCGUGGCGCAUACAGUCUCUUACCCAUUAGACGUCACUAAGAGGCGCAUGCAAUUAGCUAUGAUGCAUCCAGCCACAUAUAAGUAUGGAUCGGGAAUGUGGUCGACUAUGCGCAUGAUAUACAUUGAAGACGGCGUUAUGAGAGGUUUAUAUCGUGGAAUGACUGUCAAUUUCUUACGAUCUGUUCCUUUCGUAGCUGUCGGUUUUACGUCGUACGAGAUAAUGAGGCAGAUGUUGGAUUUAGACACGGGAAUGAAAGUGUAAUUUAGAAGAAACAUAAAUGUAACUGCCCUUUGUAAAUAAAGCAAAUAAAUUUACAUGCAUGUAUACGUAUGAGUUAUACAUGAAUGUCAAAUUUAUUUGCAUUAAAAUUUAUAAUAUAUUUCCGCACUUCAACUUUUUUAAUAUUGACAUUGGACUGUA
This is a messenger RNA of Dinoponera quadriceps, 1125 nucleotides long. RefSeq names its product graves disease carrier protein-like. Gene Ontology annotation, cellular component: mitochondrial inner membrane. The transcript is spliced from 7 exons. The record is from RefSeq and is a predicted model, not a curated record. The coding region runs from base 16 to 966 and encodes 316 amino acids. Lineage: Eukaryota; Metazoa; Arthropoda; Insecta; Hymenoptera; Formicidae. Gene Ontology annotation, biological process: transmembrane transport.